AUUGCGGGAAACGCCCAAAACAGAAUUGGUAUUUAACAUACGUUUUUUUUUUAUAUUUUACUCUAACAAUUUGCUUUUUUUUUUUUUUGCAGGUGUACUUUGUAGUUAAUGCUCUCACACAAUAUAAUUCUGCCGUCGAAGACUAGUGUUGGGAAGCCUCUUCCCCAUUCUUCGAAGAGACGAUUGCAAGCUUUUCAACACCUGCUUCCUUCCAGAAACAACGUAACUUCUAGUCCUCCACUGCCGUACCUAAAAUCCAAAUGGUGCGUUUCGAACCUUUAGGCCAGAAAAUGUUCACGCGGCGCAAUUGGCUGCUCCGAUGUAGCAUACUCAUCAAUAUUGUUGUCAUCCUAUACAUAUGCAGUCAUGUCAUGAUUGGCAAUGGCAGCGGUUUUACUGGCAGUAAUACAUUUUUUAUACAGGAGCGAGGAUUAGAUCCAGCGCAAUUAGCGAAUAGCGACCAACUUGUCGCAGACAAGCUGCAGCCACCUCCGCCCCCUCCACUCAUAUCCAAUGACCUGCAAGUGCCGCCGCCGGGGGCCAACGUUUCUGGUGGUACUGCGUCGGUACCUGCUGCUCCUGGGGAUAUUGCCGCACCACUUGCACAAAAUCACACAGCUGGCGCCGCAGACUCGCCGGCUGUGCCGGCGGUAGUAGGGAAUAAUGGCGCUGCUGCCGCUGUCAGUGGGACUGCCGAGUCAGCUGGGUUUGUAAAUGCUACCGCUAACGACGCCUAUAUUGUUACCGGUGAUGAAAAAGACUUAAAUGAACGGCUGGAAACACUUUUAAACUGUUACGAACGUGACUACAAACCGGAGAUUUUGCAGCGCGGUGACUUCUGGGUGCUCAAAAAUUACGUGCGCGCCGAUCAUGGUGCGAUGAAGUGUACCGAAUCAAUUACGUAUACAACGCAUGCGGAUUACACGUUUUUAGAUAAUCUCAUACCACUGUUGGAGCGUUGGAAUGCGCCCGUUAGCAUUGCCAUGCACACACCUGGUACUGAUUAUCAGCCAACUAUUGAUGCCAUUAAGUACUUGCGUAAUUGUCUGCCUGGGAGUCACUUAGUACGCGGUCUGACCACAUUUCAUCUCUACUUUAGCACAAAACACAUACCCAAGCAGGUAGUGAAGCAAUCGGAAGUGCUGAAGACGCCCUACAACUGCACGCUGCCACCACCCUAUUUCAAUGUUAGCUCCGGGCAUUUAUAUAAGUCACAAAAGAAGCUAUUGUAUCCAGUGAAUGUGGGUCGAAAUAUAGCGCGCGAUGCUGCCUUAACGCACUUUAUACUAGCAUCGGAUAUUGAGUUGUAUCCAAAUCCAGGGCUAGUGAAAAAAUUCCUGGAGAUGAUUGCACGGAAUGAAGCGUAUCUGCAACGCAAAGCGCCAAGAGUCUUUCCGCUCUCCAUUUUUGAGGUGGAAGCCAAUGUGACCGUGCCACGCGACAAAACCGAAUUGCAGGAGUACUUGCGCAAUGGCAAAGCGAUACCUUUUCAUAAGCGUGUCUGUGCCAGUUGUCAUGGCGUGCCACAGUCCAAAGAAUGGAUGGCCGCCAACGAAACGGAGGAACUCAGUGUCUUCCAUAUAGGCAAGCGUACUGGAUAUUUCCGGCAUUGGGAACCUAUCUACAUUGGUACGCAUGCGGACCCUCACUAUGAUGAACGACUGAGUUGGGAGGGUAAAAGUGAUAAAAUGACGCAGGGCUAUGCGCUCUGCGUACUAGACUACGAAUUCCAUAUUUUAGAUAAUGCCUUCCUUGUGCACAAACCAGGCAUCAAAAUACUACAAAAAGAUAAUCGACGUGCCAUGUUGGCGGGUAAAACGAAUCAACUUAUACGCAAAAUCAUUUAUCCGGAAUUGAAGAUAAUGUAUGGUGUGCGACAGGGAUGCAUCGUAUAGUAACUAAUAAAUUGGCAAAAAAGUUGAAAAACUUUUUUAGGCUCUAAUAAGAAUGGAAUUAAAAGACUACUACUACAAUUCAAGAUACUAUUUUUUUGAGCGACGAACAGCGUUGAAAGCGCAACAUUAACGAUGAUGUAAAAAAGCUAUAUACCUACAAUUAGAUAUUUGCCAGCAUAAUUCAUAGUAAAUUACGAUAAGUAAAAAAUCAAUUUGAAGCGUCGAUUCGAGCCAACGCAUUGUAAACAUGUUUUAUAGUACUAUUUCAAUUUUGAUUGUUUUUUUUUGUAUAAAUUGAAACAAAAAAACGCGUAAAUAUUUUUGUAUAUUAAAAAUAUGAAUAAAAGUGUGUCACAAAAGGGACGUAUAUUGGCAUUUACAUAUAAUGCCGUUUUUCCUGCAAUGUAGUGUUGUAUAAAAAGAUUUGUAUGAUGUUAGAUUGCGGCAGUAUGCGUUUAUUACUGUCAUAUAAUUAUUAUUUCAAGACUUAAAAAUUUGCUUGUAUUAUUUAAACAAAACUGUAUGUAGAUGUGUAUGUGCAUGUGCAACAGCAGUUUAUUAAAAAUAACGAAAAAAAUAUAUAUAUACAUAUUUAUUUUUAAAACGCCCAAGCACUUACGAAGUAAAAUAAACCCAAAAUAAAAAAUUACAAAUCGAAAAAAAAAACAUUAAACAAAAAUGUGAAAAAUAAUUUAGAUAUUUUUGUAUGACUAAUUAAAUAGUAGUAUAAUAGACGAAAAAUAUUGCAAAAAAUUUAUGCAUUUUACUUCAGAAAACAACUUAAGCGCGGAAUAGUCACACGAAAAAUAUAGAAAUAUUUUACUUUUAAAAAGUUAAAAGAACGUAUAAAUCACUUAAAGUGUAUACACAGCACACACGCACUUACAAAGCUACAUAUUUUCUAAAAUAUGCGCAUAUUUUUAAUUUAUAGUUUUUUUAGUGUUUAUGCUUAAUUGUUAUGUUAGUUUUAGCUCUUAACGAUUUUCUUGCUUUGUUUUUUGUUUUGUCAUCUAAAACUUAACCUAAAGUAGUUGUAUUUUACUUGCGUUCCUAUGUUGCUAACCUUCAACCUUUCAAGCUAAGCCUACAGAGCUUUUUCUUUUCAAACUUUGACGUACAUUGACCUUAAUUAAAUUUUUUUAAUAGAAUUGCUUGCAUACAUAUAUCGUCACCAUCACAACAAAAAGCCUAUUUGAAAAUUUUUUAUGAGAGCCAAGUGGCGGAAUAUCUAAAAUACUACAUUUCUUAAAAAAUCUCGAUUAGGGUGUUUUGAAUUGAUGAUGACAACAAUAUUAUGUACAUAAGUAUGUAUCCACAAAGAUACAUCAAUUAACGGAAGCUCCAGGAAACGUAUGCUUACAGGCCUGAUUCCUGAGAUUGAGAAGUCCUUUUAAAGUUCCAAGGAGAUGAAUACAUACAUAUGUAUACAUAUCUGUGGCAAUCCAGUAAAAAUCUCAAGAUCGUUGAAGCCUUCGGCACUUUUUUCUCCUUAUAUAUUUUUCCUAUUUAUUUUAAAAAGUCUCCGUAAUUAUUUUAACCCAAUUCCAACUUAAUAAAAAUAUUUUAUUAUACAUCUUAGCCUCUUGUAAGCGUAAGAACCGUGAUAUUUGAACUUUAGUAAUUAUAAAAUUAAAGAUAUUAGUGCAUUCAAACGUUUUUGCAUAAUAGAUAGUCACUAAGUUGUAUGAAAAAGAAACAUUUGACUACUAAUUAUAAGAAAAGUAUUUGUAUGGUAUAGAGAAAAACGUGUAUAUGUAGUGAGUAAUCUGUUUACAUAAUAGAUAAGUACUGCACAUAAAAAUAGCUGGUAGUAGAAAAACCAAUAGCAUAUAUUUGACUAAUAAGAUUCGAAUGUGAAAAAGGCACUAAACAAAUUAAUAAAAAAAAAGAAUGAACUCAAAAGUAAUAGAAACUUAAAAAUGGCUCAAGCCAAUUGAAAUUCAGCUAGAGCAUAAAAAUGCCUGCAUAAAUAAUAUAGGCUGAAUUAUGUAUGUACAUGCAUAUACUUCAGCAACUUAAAGCUUUGUAUAAUUGCUAUUGGCAUAUAGCUUUAGUAGCAUGAGUUUUGAUAAACAAGAAGAAACCCAACAUGAAUCGAGAAAACUAAGUAAUUUAGUAGUUGAAAAGACUUACAAACACUCUACGCAAACUACACACAGACUACAAAAAAUAGGGAAACGUAAAGAAAAAAAUCUUGUUACAAACCGGCGCAAUGGGAAACCAAGGUAUUUGAUAUUAGCUUCUUGAAAAUAUAACAGUAUUUUUGAAAUUUUCCUAUCGAAAUAAUUUCGGAGAAAAUUCAAAAUGAAAGCAUUUUUAUAAAAGCAAAGCGCAUAGAAAUUAAAUUCAAUUUUGCUGCCGAAAAAUAGAAAAAAACCCAUUUUUGUGAAAAUCAGUUAACGAAAUAAUUUCAAUUAAAAUAUAUACAUAUAUAUUUUUUGAGACACACGCAUAUAUAACAUUUUUGUACGAACGCUCAAAUUAUAAUUUUUUCUAUCAUGGUAAAAAUUUUUCACUUAUCCAAACAUCAAACCAUUUCGUUCGGCCACAUAUAGAUACUAUUAUUUAGCACAAUAUACAUACAUACAUACAUAGUUUAUAUCUAGCCCUGGACUGUUUAAUUUUUCAUCUCAAAAUGCAAAAUACUUAUCGCUGGCUAAAAUAUCGAAGUACUUGAUUUAUUUCUAAUCGUUUCUAUUUAGUGAUGCGCAAAUUUGCAGAGUCCAAAAUUGAAAAUUUGAUGUCCCAAAAAAUACAAAAGUUUUAAUCAACGUUGUAGAGUUUGAUUCAUAUAUAAGGUUGUUCAGGCUAUGAAUAUGGAAUUUCAUAAGUUAAACUUUUUUGAAAAUAACUGCUUGAAAAAACGUAUUCAAUACUUUUUACUCUCUCCUGUAGAAUUUGAAAAACUGGACUUAGGAAAUGUUCACUCUACGCUAGCGAUAUGUAUGUAUAAGUGGCUUUUCCUUUAACUGAGAAAAAAAUCCUCAAGCCUCGGAACUUUGCCUGAACUUUGAAGCACACUUUCAAACAUGCUAGUUUUUUGAGUUCAAGGAAAUCACCUAAUUGUGUAAAAAUUUCGACAACGAAAUUUCGAUAGUCAAAAGAAAACUGUUAUGCUUUAUUAUUUAAAAAAAAA
This is a messenger RNA of Rhagoletis zephyria (snowberry fruit fly), 5031 nucleotides long. Its product is annotated as beta-1,4-glucuronyltransferase 1. The record is from RefSeq and is a predicted model, not a curated record. Lineage: Eukaryota; Metazoa; Arthropoda; Insecta; Diptera; Tephritidae.